AUGUCUAACGCUGCAGCAUCCAAGCCCACUAAGUUUGGACAGAUAGUCAGUUUUGAUGGAAUGCCUGACCAAGCCAACAGAUGGAUAUUGUCAGCCAAAGCAUAUUUUGACAUAAAUGACACCAUCUAUGACCUAGACAAAAAGAAGGUCUUUGAAGCACUUUCCCACAUGGAAGAGGGAGCAGCCCUAGCAUGGAAAGAAACCAAAUUGACGGAAUACACAGGAUUGGGCAAAUACCCAAAAUGGGCAGACUUCAAAACCGACUUUAAUGGGACAUUUAUUACCGCAAACAUAAAAGGGAGAAAAGAAGAAAGAGGAAAAAAGGUGGAAGAAGCCAAUCAUCCUCAGCAGUACAAUUAA
Messenger RNA from Serpula lacrymans var. lacrymans S7.9, 360 nucleotides. RefSeq lists its product as uncharacterized. The coding region runs from base 1 to 360 and encodes 119 amino acids. The transcript has a single exon. Lineage: Eukaryota; Fungi; Basidiomycota; Agaricomycetes; Boletales; Serpulaceae. The record is from RefSeq and is a predicted model, not a curated record.